Messenger RNA from Fonsecaea erecta, 2847 nucleotides. RefSeq lists its product as hypothetical. Gene Ontology annotation, cellular component: Golgi medial cisterna; membrane; Golgi trans cisterna. The record is from RefSeq and is a predicted model, not a curated record. The transcript has 2 exons. The coding region runs from base 1 to 2847 and encodes 948 amino acids. NCBI's taxonomy places the organism in Eukaryota, Fungi, Ascomycota, Eurotiomycetes, Chaetothyriales, Herpotrichiellaceae.
AUGGGUGCGUCAGAGUCGAAAUUGGUCUUCAAGCAGGGCAUCUUCAGACUCUCCGAGGAAAGGAACAUUGCCGCCAAUGACCCGUACUGGACAAAUUUCUGGGAGUUGCCUGAAUCCGUUGAGGAUGUCUUCAGUCUCUUUUCGCAUACCGAUAUACGCAGAACCCGAGACUCGGCGCUCGAGAACCUUGAAACCCUUAUUCUGGCCGUCACGUCGCGCCUAAUCGUAUUGAGGAACCACCCCUCGUUUCCAGAUCCGGAUCUUGCCCCGGAAAAGGAUGCCCUCAACUGUAUACGAGUCCUGACCCGGCUCCUCCCAUACGUAUAUGAGGCGGAUGAUUUGACAGAAUGGGAGGAGAAGUUCUUCUGGGGAUUGAGGCGGCGCCGAACGAGAAGAUCUCAAGUCUCAGGCGAGGUGCUAUUCGAUGACAAUCAGAUCGAGGAGACCACUCCUACAGACAAUCGUGAGCAAGAGUUCGAGGAUGUGAAACCACUUGCAGAAGAACUCAUAGACACUUUGACCGAUCUCCUCUUCUAUGCCGGUUUCACAAUACCCGAACUGCCACAGGCGAAGAGCAAGGUUACGUAUGCGAUCUGGCAGAGCGGCGUGGGUUGCAAAUCCUCAAUCCCCACGAACAAAGAACUCGAAAGCAAUCGAUGCGAGGUCCUCAGGCUUCUUCUUACCCUGUCCAGCAAGGCGAUGUACACACAUUCCAAUAUUCUUCCAGUUCAAGGUGUCAGGGCUAUCACGUACCUAGCCACCUGUCCAGACAAGCAGAUUGUUCUCUCCAUGCUGUGUUCUUUGAUCAAUACCACGAUCAAAUCCAAUCUUGGUUCAUGGCGUCUCCCGUACGACCAUGUGGUUCGCCGAGAUUCUAAGCAGACUCUUGUCGUCUACAGCUUACAAAUCCUCCUCGUCCUUCUUCUGUACCCGGUCCCCGAAAGCGGAAACGGUACGGCGCCGAAGAACUUCUACCGUCAUUAUCUUGGUCGACUACACAGACCAGAAGAUUUCCAAUUCCUUGCCGAUGGCAUGACCCGAGUCUUAAGCCAGCCAAUGCAAGCUACUACCUCAUACCUCCCUGGAAGCCAGAAGUCGGUCAAAUGGGCCCCUGAAAUGAUAAUGCUCUUCUGGGAAGUACUCCAGUGCAACAAAAGAUUCCGGGCUUUCAUUAUAGAGUCCAACCGCGCGCACGAUUUCGUCAUCCUUAUGCUAUUCUAUGCCAUCGAAUACAAGACCGACGUGUCGAAACAAGGUAUUGUGAGAAUGUGCGUCUUCGUCCUCCAAACUAUGAGCGUCGAAUCCACCUUUGGAAACAACCUCAACAAAAAGUUUGAAGCACAGGACACCUUGCCUCCAUCCAUUCGUUUGACAAACUUCAAAGGCACCUAUGCGGAUUUCUUAAUCACAUCAAUCCACACUUUGAUCACAGGGAGCAAGGGCAAGCUCGAAGCCAUCUAUCCUGCUUUGCUGGCCAUCAUUAAUAAUAUGGCAGCCUAUGUGCAGCACCUGUCUUUGGCCUCAAGCACUCGACUGGUCCAGCUCCUCGUAUCGAUGUCCACCCCAAGCUUCCUUCUUGCGAAUGAGAGUAAUCACGUCCUUCUUCGAGCGCUGCUGGAGUCUAUCACCAGCAUGAUAGAGCACCAGUAUGCCUCCAAUGCCAACUUGAUAUAUGCUGUCUGGCGAUCGAGGAAACGUAUCGAGGGCCUAAGACAAUUCACGCUGGAGGGCGGUCAAGCAGAAAUUGAACGAGCUGCUCAACGUCGUAAGGAGAGUGCUCUGAACGAUACCGCAAACAGUAUUUCCAGAUCAUCAACCACGGAAAACUUGACUUCGCCAGCAGCCCACAGUGGAAUGUCCCCGAACCCGGAAAGUGUAGUGGAUGGAACAUUCGCCAUCGGAGAUUCAGAUGACUCGGACAACGAAGAGCCACCAACUCCUUCUCAGUCGACACACUCCGUGCAAGCCUCUCGGACCCCGUCGAUAGCCUCGUCAUCCGUUCCCGAAGACCACGUUCCCGUUCAACUAUCGGGGAUGUCAGAAAAGGCCAGGGGCAAGAUGCCCGCAAAUGCUCCGACAUUCUCUCGACAAAAUAGCACGAUAAGUCUUUCAGCUCCAUCGACAUAUGCCGCAGGCCGUGGCUCAUUUACGGCCACCGCAGAAUGGCUAGGGAGCUGGCUCCCCGAUCUGCCCCUUCAUACUCUGCUUACUGUGAUCAAAGUCCUCUCCACGCAUCCUCUAGCAUCACCACGAGUUAGCAAUGCCGGCGCCACUCAUGGUGAUAACACCAACCCUCCCUCGGUUGCUUCCUCGCGCCGCUCGUCACUCACUGGAGGCGAAGAGUCCGCCACGAUAAACUCCCCUACUGCAAGCCCAACAGACUUCCGCGCUCAAAUUCCCUCCACAGCCUCACACCCUGCCAUAGCCGCAAUUCUGGCUUCUCCAAGUCCAAUACGGGUCCACCUUUUUGAAUGGUCACCGCUCUCCCUUGGUUGGUACAUGUCCGUACUUUGGUCCUUGAUAUUCACCGCGGAAAUGACCAUCGCACCUGCCUCCAGCACUGCUGCAACAUUGACAGGGAGCGGAGUCAUGGCCGGGCCGGUGGGUGUUUGGAACGGGACGAAUGUCAAGCUGUUUCAGGUUGCAACCGAAGGGAGAAGAGAAGGUCCAAGCUUAAGCCAACCGAGAGGAGCAGUUGAUGCUGUGGGUAGCAGGAUUGUGCAGGGCGUUCAGGGCUUGAAUCUUGGCGGUCUGGUAUCCAGAGUCGGAAGUGGAGUGAGAAGUGUCAGUUCUAGCAAUGUUACGGAGGAUGCUGUCCAGGGAAGAGGCACCACGAGAGAAGUCUGA